Molecule: messenger RNA, 1969 nt
Organism: Mercenaria mercenaria
Lineage: Eukaryota; Metazoa; Mollusca; Bivalvia; Venerida; Veneridae
Product: bromodomain-containing protein DDB_G0280777-like
Exons: 3
Coding region: 294-944 (216 amino acids)
Source: RefSeq, a predicted model, not a curated record
CGAGUUUUCACUUUACACUACCGAUUCACUCGUACUCUUUUAAUCCAUAUAAUAAUAUACAUGAUAAUAUAAUAUACCUAUCACUGGCAAAUCAUCGCUCCAAUACACUUUUAUCGACCGGCACUGACGUGAAUGAUCAACCUCGUAUUACCUGUAUACAUAGGAUUAUUGUAUUUCGAAAUAAAUGGACUUUACACUACAAACACUAGAUAUUUCGAAAACGUUAAAAUAUGUACACGUAAAGGAUAUUUUAUGAACAAGGAUUAGCGUAAAUGGAAUACAGCAUUUAAACAAUGGGUAUGGGACUAAGGCGACGAGGUGGCCGGCGGCGUGCAGGUCGUCGUAACCGACGAGUUGGUAUUGGUAGGAGGAGAAGAAGGUUUGGCCGACGACGCCGUGGUAGAGGAGGCUUGGGAACAUUGUUGUUUCUGUGUUGUAUGGGCGGAGCAAGAAGAAAUGUCAGUUAUGGUCAGGACAUCCAAGAGCUACAACAACAACAAAUGUUAAUGCUGCAGGCAUUUGGGAUGCAGCAACAGAAUUUACAGAUGCAGUAUCCGCCUAUGGGCCAGCCUCAGUUUCCACAGCAACCACAGUUUCAACAACAACAACCACAGUUUCAACAACAGCAACCACAGUUUCAACAACAACAGAUGCAGCAGACGACGUAUCCAGGUGUGGCGAUGACAUUUUCCAGUGAGGAAGAGAAAACUGAGCAUUUGAAAGAACUUCAAGCGGAACAAAUGGAACUUUUAAAUGAAAUCAUGAGAAAACAAGCGGAAGAAAAAGACCCUGAAAAACUUCAAGAAUUGUUCAAAGAUCAAAAUGAUCUUAUUCAACAAAUGAACCAGUUGCAAACUGCAGGCUACGCCUAUCCAGAGGCAAUUCCGUCGGCGCCACCAGCACCGGCAUCUGUACAACCUCAGUCAGUACCAAUGGAAUCAUGAGCUUAUCAACUUUUAAAUGAUGCUCAAACUUUACAAGUUACUACAACAUGUCUUUCGUUAUUCGUGUUUAAUCACAACUAUUCUUGCAUAAAAACUACUUUUUUCACUGGAUCCGCGGGGAAAAAAACAUGUAUUAACAAGGAGAAUCACGUGCUAUUAAUAUGAUUUUUAUUUUUGAAAUGCUUUGCAAAAAAAACGAAAAUUAGUUCUAAUAUUAUGUCCGGAAAAACACGCUUACGCUAAAUUGACGUCACGUUAACGGACGAUGAUUUGUUGUGACCAUGUAUGGGCCAAUUCGUUUCACUUUUCGGAGUACGCCGUUUCGACGCGUUGCCGGCACUUCCCGGGUCUAUCCGGCGUACGCCGAUGUGCGCCGGUCUUGCGAGUAUGCAGAGCGGCGAAUCAUAUAUAUUCGCGAUACAAACUAUGAUCGGGUAAACAUAAUUAUAGGAAUUUGGGUAAAUACCAGUAAAGGUAGAAAUAUACUGCAGGAAAUGUUUUCUAACUUAUUAUAAACUGGCCACGAUAGAUAAUCAUAAUAAAUUGGAUUUUAUUAUUAUCAAUAUUAUUAUUAUUAUUGUUAUUAUUAUUUACUGCUCACGCGGCCGGCUCGUUUAUCAAUAAACCGGCGAGAAUAUUUUUCUUGGAGCUCACGUGACCGGCAUGUCCCGCGUUGAGUGAAACGAAUUGGCCCCAAGAAACAGCGCUACUAUAUUUUAUCUUCUGUUUAUUUUGUUGUUGUUGUUUUUGAUAAAAGGCAUAUAUCAGAAUCGAAAUAAUAUAUAGCAAAAUCGUGUUUUACUUAAAUCAAUACGCUCAAAAUCGGUUAUACGUCGUCAGAAUAAUUCACUCGGGCCACGCCCUCGUGAAUUAUUCCGCGGACGUUCAACCUCUUCUUCAUGUUUUAAUAACGUUAAAACAUUAUUUCUUAUACAUUAUUUCUGAUGCAUAUGUGGUAUCUGCGUUGUGUUUUGUUCCCCAUAAUAACCUCUUUCUGAAGCAUUAAAGAUACAAUCUAAACCGAA